AUGAUUGUACAUUCGUGGUUACCCAUAUAUAGUAAUGUCGUUGGUUUAAGUGCCAGCGCUGCGACGAAGAUUGAUAUUCGUAAACGUGGUGUAUAUCCUGGUGGCGGGGCUGAAGUACUUUUUUAUUCAAAGCCUUGUAGCGGAGUUUCUCCCAUCAACAAGAUUGGCGUUGGAAAGGUCUACAGAGUUCGAGGUAUUGCCUGGAGCUGUCUUGUUAGCUCUUCAUAUGGACAGGCUUUAGUUUCUGGGGCAAAAUCACUUCUUAAUCAAUUUCUAAGUGAUAUAUACUUUACAAUAGAUCAUCGAAAGGGUCAAUAUGCAGGCAAAAGUCCUGGAUUCGGUCUGACGCUCUGGGCGGAACGCAAAGAUGGUGGUGUUUAUUCUGCAGAAGCAAUGUCGGAACCUGAAGGGAGUGACAAUGUUCUUAUGGACGCGGAAGCAAUAGGAAAAUUAGCAGCGAGCCGAUUACUAGAUCAGAUUUACGGAGGUGGCUUCGUUGAUUCGGGAACCCAAUCGUUGGCUUUUAUCCUAAUGGCUUGUGAAAGUGGACGUAAUGCUAGCCGUCUGGCUGUCGGAAACCUGUCUGAAUAUUCUAUUCGUACAUUAAGGCUUAUCCAAAAAUUCCUUGGGGUAACAUUUAAUUUUCAGUACCAAAGUCAAAAUAUUCCUAUCGCGUUAUCCGAAGACGAUGUGCAGAAGGACGAAAAUGAAAGUAAUAUAGAUUCUAAUUCGAAAAUUCUGAUUGCUACUUGUUUCGGUGCUGGUGUACAAAAUAUUAAUAAAUCUAUUAGAUAA
Molecule: messenger RNA, 795 nt
Organism: Schistosoma turkestanicum
Lineage: Eukaryota; Metazoa; Platyhelminthes; Trematoda; Strigeidida; Schistosomatidae
Source: the annotation of a GenBank genome assembly